CGAGGAUUCCCGCGAGACGAAGGAACGACCUUCUUCGCCGAGGAGAUCCCCCGGCACGUAGAGAGACCCGACCGCGGCUGGUGGGCGCCCGUGAGCGAGGGCUUCCUAGCGUCGCGACCGAGAACGACAACGAUGGCCCCGCGGAAGAAGCCGCUGGUCAAGCCCGAGGAUGCGGCAAACCUGCGGGUGCUCCAGAGGGAGGACCCCGAGGUGGAGGCCAUCCUGGGCAGCGCGAGCCACGUGACUCUGUACGGGUUCAACCUGGAGGAGCAGGCGUGGCAUCGGAAAGAUUGCGAAGGCUCGCUCUUCGUCGUGCAACGUCGAUCGGUGCCGAGGUUCCAGUUCGUCGUGCUGAACCGCCUAAACACCGAGAACGUCCGCGAGAAUCUCCUCGGCGAGUUUGAGUUUGAGCUCUCGCCGCCAUACCUGCUCUACCGAUCGUCCACCGAGGUCAACGGCAUCUGGUUCUUCCAGCAAGAGGAGUGCGACGACAUGUCCGCCCUGUUCGAUUCCAUCACGAGCGCGCACGCCAAGGAGGACCAGCAGCAGCCGCAGCUCACGGCGGAGGGUCUGAUGGCGGCUAUGAACCUCGGCUCCGCCGCGGCUCAGCCGGCGCAGCAACCGCAACCGACGGGCAGCGUCGAGGCGUUCUUCGCGGGGCAGCUGGGCAGAGGCGGCGCGAGCGCGGCGCCCGCGCCGAUUCCCGAACCCCUGGCGGUGCCGGUGCCGGCGCCGACGAUGGCGGACGAGCCCAAACAGAAGAGGGAGAAGAAGAAGGAGAAGCCGGCGGCGGCGGUAGAGUCUGGGAGGGACUCCCCGGUUGCCGAGCGGGGCGGCGGCGGCGGCGGGGGCGGGCUGAACCGCGAGGUCGUGCGCGCGGCGAUGUACAAGCUCGUCGCGAACGAUAACUUCAUCGACCUCAUGGUUAAGGAGCUCAAGCGCUCGAUGUGAGGGUCGACUAGCUAUCUAAAUGCGACAAUGCUUUCGUGUUGAGUC
This is a messenger RNA of Micromonas commoda, 996 nucleotides long. RefSeq lists its product with no specific name. The transcript has 2 exons. Gene Ontology annotation, biological process: deadenylation-independent decapping of nuclear-transcribed mRNA; deadenylation-dependent decapping of nuclear-transcribed mRNA; positive regulation of catalytic activity. NCBI's taxonomy places the organism in Eukaryota, Viridiplantae, Chlorophyta, Mamiellophyceae, Mamiellales, Mamiellaceae. Gene Ontology annotation, molecular function: mRNA binding; enzyme activator activity. The coding region runs from base 133 to 951 and encodes 272 amino acids. The record is from RefSeq and is a predicted model, not a curated record. Gene Ontology annotation, cellular component: P-body.